This is a messenger RNA of Anopheles nili, 1649 nucleotides long. RefSeq names its product putative fatty acyl-CoA reductase CG5065. Gene Ontology annotation, molecular function: alcohol-forming very long-chain fatty acyl-CoA reductase (NADP+) activity. The record is from RefSeq and is a predicted model, not a curated record. Bases 57 to 1487 code for a protein of 476 amino acids. The transcript has 7 exons. Gene Ontology annotation, biological process: long-chain fatty-acyl-CoA metabolic process. NCBI's taxonomy places the organism in Eukaryota, Metazoa, Arthropoda, Insecta, Diptera, Culicidae. Gene Ontology annotation, cellular component: peroxisome.
CAGUGCAAACAUGGUACAAAGGGAAAACGAUCUUUGUCACCGGUGGCUCCGGAUUUAUGGGCAAGGUGCUGCUGGAAAAAUUGUUGUACUCUUGUUCGGACCUCGAGCGUAUCUAUGUCCUGAUGCGACCGAAGCGUGGCAAAUCCCCACAAACUCGUAUUGACGAUUGGUUGAAGUUACCGGUCUUCAAGCGAAUUCGGGAGGAAAAACCGGAAGUAUAUAAAAAGCUCGUAGCGAUACCGGGUGAUGUGACAUCCGAAAAGCUUGGCAUAAGUCCGGAAGACGAAAAACUGCUGAUCGAAAAUGCGGAGAUCGUUUUUCACUGUGCGGCCACGUUAAAGCUGGAAGCCCAGCUGAAGGAUGCGAUCGAGAUGAACACGAUCGGUACGAAGCGAAUCCUUGAUCUUUGUCAGCAGAUGAAGCGCCUGAAGGCGUUGCUGCAUUUAUCCACCGCUUUCUGCUACUGCGACAAGGAAGUGCUCACCGAAAAGGUGCACGAUUUCCAUCACAAUCCGUACGAUCUGAUGCGUACCGUGGAGUGGAUGGAUGAGAAGGCGCUCAACAUGAUCACCCCGAACUUACUCAAGCCUCAUCCAAACACAUACACAUAUUCGAAGCGGUUGGCCGAAAUGCUGGUUCGCGAUGCUUACCCCAAUCUGCGCGUUUGCGUCGUUCGACCCAGCAUCGUUUGUCCUGCCAAUGCGGAACCGGUCGAAGGAUGGGUAGACAGUUUGAACGGACCCGUUGGCAUUAUGGUGGCCGGUGGAAAGGGCAUCAUCCGAUCUAUGUUGUGCAACGCCGAGUACAACGCAGAGGUCAUACCCGUCGAUUUGGCCAUCAAUGGGCUCAUCACGAUAGCAUACACUUUGGGCCAGAUGGAAGAAAUGCCUCCGGAAAUACCAGUGUACAAUAUCACGUGCCGUGAGACGAAGCGAACCACCUGGAAGGAAGUAUUGGACUUGGGCAAGGCAACUGCCUAUGAGUAUCCGUUUGAGGCCGGUGUAUGGUAUCCUGAUGGAGAUAUAACGAUGAACAAAACGUACCACACCAUAUGUGUCAUGCUUUUCCAUUGGUUGCCGGCGUACUUCAUCGAUUUUCUAAUGUUCUGCUUUGGUCAGAAACGAUUCAUGUGCCGCAUACAGAACAUGGUGUCGGAGGGUUUGAACCUGCUGCAGUUCUUCACAACGCGUCAAUGGGAUUUCAAAUCGAUGCAUUAUCAAGCGAUCGCGAAGGGUCUGUCACCGGAGGAUAACGUUAUCUUCACGAUGGACACCGAUGCUAUCAACACCAAGGAUUACCUUCGGCGGAUCAUUCUCGGUGGUCGACAGUUCUGUAUGAGGGAACCUCUGUCUACGUUGCCUAAGGCGCGCAUACAGUUGAAAUUUUUGUAUGUGCUCGAUAAAGUCGCCAAAGCUUUCAUGAUAUGGUUGCUGCUAACUGUCACCGGUUUGAAGACGCCGAUCUACGAAAUGCUUGGAUGGGCGUAAAUUGGUUCCCGCUCAGUCCCGCCUCUUAUCAUUUCCUUCGAAAAUACUCUACUAGGAACGGUGUAUUCUUGUUGCAGAGGCUUCCAUAGCUCUGUAUGUGUUUUUGUUACCAUUUUCCCGUUUUUAUUCGUCUCAUGCAAUAAAGAAAUAAAAUAAAAACCU